AUGUUGAGAGAACAAUAUGAGCGUGAAGGGGAAGUUACACGUGCGAGAGAUGGAAGAGACAUGCAAAGAAGAAGGGAAGAAAUUGAAGAGAGAGAAUUACAAGAAGCGUUACGUCAAAACAAUCAUGAUAAUCGAGUAAGGCGGCGCGAACGUUAUCGCGUGGAUGAUACAGAACAAGGAAGGAUUGCAUUACAAGAAAAAGAAAUGUUAAGACAUCAACAUGAUCGCACAUAUGAAGAGGAAAGACAUGAUAGAGCACAAAUUGAUGUGAACAUUGAAAGAGAAAGACGUAGGAGAAGAAGGGAAGAAGCUGAAGAAUGUGAGAUACAAGAGGCACAAGCAAGAUUAAAAAGACCAAUACGAGAAGAUUUAGAUCAAACCUUAAGUGAAGAAAUUCUUAGAGAAAUGGCGGAAUUAAGAGAAAUGAUAACUGGGCGAAGAAAUGGAGGAAGGAGGCAACUAGAAGAAGCAGUGGAAGAGGCUGGGAAAACACCUUUUACAAGGAAAAUUCAAAUGUGGGAAAAUAAUGAUGCAGUGAUGUGUAAUUAUUUUGCUGCGAGCUUGGCAGGGGAAGCUAUGAAAUGGUUCGAAGGGAUACCGGUAGAAACCAUUGGAUCAUUUCACCACUUACAUAACGUCUUUUUAGGACAAUAUAUCAGCAAUAAUAUGUCAAGACCAGGAAUUGAGAUGGCAUUUGGACUUCGCAGAAGAAUAAAUGAGAGUUUGCGUCAUUUAGCCACACGUUGGAGGACUAUGUGUAGUGAAAUGACAAGACGAGUGAAUGAGCGAUACCUUAUUCUAGCUUUUUUCAAUGCUCUCUUCCCUACAGAUUUAUUAUAUACACAAAUCUUUAGGAUAAAUGACACAAUAACAAUGUCAGAGUUGCGCGAAUUUCAAGAGGAGUAUAUAGCACCCGAAGAGAAGCAAAGACAUAUGGAGUCCUACCCAAUUGCAGUACCUGAUGCGAAGAGUGAAAAUGCAAGUUUACUUCCAAGAAUGACAAAUUCUGUUGCGAGUACCUCGCAGGGAAAUCAAGGAAAGAACGUUACAGAAAUGGAACAAAAGCUGAUAGCCAUGGGUAGCGCAGAUCAACAAGAAUUCGAAAGAGAAUAUAAAUAA
Molecule: messenger RNA, 1119 nt
Organism: Papaver somniferum (opium poppy)
Lineage: Eukaryota; Viridiplantae; Streptophyta; Magnoliopsida; Ranunculales; Papaveraceae
Exons: 3
Coding region: 1-1119 (372 amino acids)
Source: RefSeq, a predicted model, not a curated record